AUGGGUUCAUCUUCCACCGAGAUAUCUAUGGAUACCGCUUGGGAACGGACGAAGGCAGCCGGGAUCGCAGCAUGGUCGAAGACGACGCGGAGGAUGCGAGCCACGGCCGCCGUGAUACUUUUCCUGACCGUCAGCUUCUUCCUCCUCGGCCCCCUCAUCCCCAGCCAAUCAAGCAUGAGCGUGCCUAACGUUGAGCUUAACGCUGUAGAGGCACCCCGCUCUCCCUUCAAUGCCUCCAAGGUUGCCCUCCUGAUCGAGAACCGCGUGAACCCCGUCCUGGCGCCGCUCAUGCUGCACUUCAUGUCCGUGGUCCCGCCCGACUGGCGCUUCCACUUCAUAGGCAGCCCCGAGAGCGUGGCCUACAUCAACGGCAGCCGCGCCAUCCGCGACGCCGUCGCCAUCGGCAAGAUGGACCUUUCAUACAUCCCGGCGAACAUGUCAACCAGCAGUCAGGAGGAGAUCAGCCGUUUCCUGACGACGCUCUGGCUCUAUGAGACGCUGCUGUACCCCGCAGAGUGGCUGCUGAUUUUCCAGACCGACAGUAUGCUGUGCGCCAACAGCCGUCAGAGCCUCGAUAACUGGCUUGAAUACGACUGGGUGGGCGCGCCCUGGAGUCCCGGCUCCGGGUUUGGAGGCAACGGCGGACUGAGCUUGAGGCGUGUGAGCAAGAUUAUUGAUAUCCUAAAGCACCAGACACGCAUCCCACACACAGAGCCUGAAGACGUCUGGCUCUGCGAUCGGCUUGGCCACCGUCCCGAUGCCAAGAUGGCAAACGGGACAAUGUCGCUCGCCUUCUCAGGGGAGAUGCACGCCGGGGGUGUCCAGACGGUAUCCCACAAGAAAGGCCGGCAACCGCCUCUCCCAGACCUCCCACUCGCAGGGCCGCUCGAAGCCGGGCUGGACGAGUGGCGCGACGGCUUCUACGAGCCGAUGGGCUACCACACGGGCAGCAGCGGCGACACGCUCCACUCGCCCAUCUGGGGCACGCCGCAGAUGCGCAAGCACAUCUGGGAUUACUGCCCGGAGGUCAAGCUCAUGCUCAAGAUGGACGCGGCGCAGUACGUUCCCGGCAGCUGCCACGAUUACUGGAAGCGCGCCGACGAGACGGAGAUCAUCGAUGGUGUCGAGUAUCCUUUGCUCCCUGCGGGCCUCGCGCCUUGGUAA
This is a messenger RNA of Amorphotheca resinae ATCC 22711, 1164 nucleotides long. RefSeq lists its product as hypothetical. NCBI's taxonomy places the organism in Eukaryota, Fungi, Ascomycota, Leotiomycetes, Helotiales, Amorphothecaceae. The transcript has 2 exons. The record is from RefSeq and is a predicted model, not a curated record. The coding region runs from base 1 to 1164 and encodes 387 amino acids.